CCUGGCCCAGGUACCGUGUGCUUCGGGCUCUGGACAUCGGCCAGUACAACCUGGAGAUCUCCCACUCGGAGCUGUCGGAUGACUCUCUGUACGAGUGUCAGGCCACGGAGGCCGCCCUGCGCUCCAGGAGGGCCAAACUCAAUGUACUCAUCCCGCCCGGAGACCCGGUGGUGGAGGGGACCCCGGAGCUGCUGCUGAUGGCCGGGAACCCGUUCAACCUGACCUGUGUGACCCGGGGGGCCAAGCCUGCAGCGCACAUCCAGUGGACCAAGGAUGGAGCGGCAGUGGAGGGGGCCGUCCAGUCCACG
This is a messenger RNA of Notothenia coriiceps (black rockcod), 308 nucleotides long. Its product is annotated as kin of IRRE-like protein 1. The record is from RefSeq and is a predicted model, not a curated record. The annotation marks the transcript as partial. The transcript has 2 exons. Lineage: Eukaryota; Metazoa; Chordata; Actinopteri; Perciformes; Nototheniidae.